Hypomesus transpacificus is the source of this 5690-nucleotide messenger RNA. It is a transcript of the gene abcc5, whose product is annotated as ATP-binding cassette, sub-family C (CFTR/MRP), member 5. Bases 135 to 4418 code for a protein of 1427 amino acids. Lineage: Eukaryota; Metazoa; Chordata; Actinopteri; Osmeriformes; Osmeridae. The record is from RefSeq and is a predicted model, not a curated record. Gene Ontology annotation, molecular function: ATP binding; ATP hydrolysis activity; ABC-type transporter activity. The transcript is spliced from 29 exons. Gene Ontology annotation, cellular component: membrane. Gene Ontology annotation, biological process: transmembrane transport.
UCUCAAAGAGCUGCUUGAUAAAGAAGUGUUUUCCUGUUGUCGCUUAUCAGGAUCUGCUGGUUGGCUGAAGAGACGCAGGUUAAAACGAGGCACACGGAGGAAAAAACAGUCAGCUCCUAUGUUGGUUAUAAAAGAUGAAAGAUCAUGAUUUGGGAAAGGACUACCUGGUGCCAGGCCCUGUGUACCGGACAGUGCCAAGCAGAGAUACUUUACCAGGCACAGAGGUCAAUUCAUACCAGCAUGCCAAGGUCCAGGAUGCUCUGGAGACGGCGGCAAGGGCAGAGGGCGGUCUGCCUUUGGAGGAAAGCAGUGGGCCUCACAUGAAGGAAGAGGAGGAGGAGGAGGAUGGGAUACGGAGCAAAUAUCACCACAGCGUCAGUGUUCUCAAGCCCAUCCGCUCCACCAGCAAACAUCAGCACCCAGUGGACAAUGCCGGCCUUUUCUCUUUCAUGACCUUCAGCUGGCUGACCCCCCUGGCCAUGCGGGCCCACAGGAAGGGUCAGCUCCUGCUGGAGGAUAUUUGGGCUGUCUCUCAGUGGGAGAGCUGCGAGACCAACCGCCGCAGGUUGGCUGGGCUGUGGGACGAGGAGCGCAGGCUGAAAGAGGACCAGGCCUCUCUGUGCAGCGUGGUCUGGGCUUUCUGCCGCACCCGCCUGCUUCUCUCCAUCCUCUGCCUCAUGGUCACACAGCUGGCUGGCUUCAGCGGCCCAGCCUUUGUAGUGAAGCGUCUGUUGGAGUACACCCAGCAGGCCGAGACCAACCUGCCCUAUGGCCUGGUGUUGGUGCUGGGGUUGCUGGCCACCGAGCUGGUUCGUUCCUGGUCCCUGGCACUCACCUGGGCCCUCAACUACAGGACCGGGACCCGUCUGCGUGGCGCCAUCCUCACCAUGGCCUUCCACAAGAUCCUGCGGCUGCGCAACAUCCGGGACAAAUCCAUGGGGCAGUUGAUCAACAUGUGCUCCAAUGACGGGCAGAGGAUGUUCGAGGCGGCAGCAGUGGGCAGUCUGCUGGCAGGCGGGCCCCUCAUAGCUGUGCUGGGGAUGGGGUUCAAUCUGGCCAUACUGGGGCCUACCUCUCUACUGGGCUCUGCAGUCUUCAUUCUCUUCUAUCCUGCUAUGAUGUUUAGCUCCAGACUGACUGCCUACUUCAGAAGAAAAGGUGUGGCCGUGACAGACAGGCGUGUCCAGAAGAUGAACGAGAUCCUCAACUACAUCAAGUUCAUCAAGAUGUAUGCGUGGGUUAAGGCCUUCUCCCAGGAUGUUCGCAGAAUCCGAGAGGAGGAGCGCCGUAUCCUGGAGAGGACGGGAUACUUCCAGAGCAUUACUGUGGGCGUGGCUCCCAUCGUGGUGGUCAUCGCCAGUGUGGCCACUUUCUCCACCCACAUGCUGUUGGGCUAUGACCUCACAGCUGCUCAGGCCUUCACUGUUGUGACUGUCUUCAAUGCAAUGACCUUUGCCCUGAAGGUCACACCCUUCUCAGUCAAGUCCCUGUCUGAAGCAUCAGUGGCCAUGGAGAGGUUCAAAAGCCUGUUCCUGAUGGCGGAGGUGGAGAUGAUCCGGGCAAAGCCCCACAAUCCCCAGGCUGCCGUGGAGAUGACCGGGGCUAGUCUGGCCUGGGACACAGCCGGACACAGCGCUCAGCCCACUCCCCGUGGCACCCCCUCUGUUGGCCUGGCCCAGAGGCGCGGGAGGCGCAAAAGGCCCCAGGAUGAGAAGCUGGAGGACGAGCAAGAGGAGCAGCACGGAAACCUGCUAAAGAACGGGGAGGUCGAAAAUGAGAUUCCCUCCAGCCCAGAGCACAGCCUCCCUCCGAUCCCCACCAUCAGCCAGCGACUGCAGAGAACACUGCACUGUAUCGAUCUCACUGUGCAGCAGGGGAAGCUGGUUGGUAUUUGUGGAAGUGUGGGCAGUGGGAAGACGUCUCUGAUAUCUGCCAUCCUAGGACAGAUGACCCUGCUGGAGGGCAGUGUGGCAGUGGACGGUGACUUUGCCUACGCUGCCCAGCAGGCCUGGAUCUUCAAUGCCUCUCUGAGGGACAACAUCCUGUUUGGGAAAGACUAUGAGGAGGAGAGAUAUCAGGCGGUGCUGAGUGCGUGUUGUCUGAGACCUGACCUUGCCAUCCUCCCCAACGCUGAUCUGACAGAGAUUGGCGAGCGGGGUGCCAACCUCAGUGGCGGUCAGCGUCAGCGGAUCAGCCUGGCUAGAGCCCUGUACAGUGACCGGUCCAUCUACAUUCUGGAUGACCCUUUGAGCGCACUGGAUGCUCAUGUGGGAAACCACAUCUUCAACAACGCCAUCAAGAAGCAGCUGCGCCAAAAAACAAUCAUGUUUGUCACUCACCAGCUACAGUACCUUGUGGACUGUGAUGAUGUCAUCUUCAUGCGGGAGGGAAGCAUCACGGAGCAGGGCAGCCAUGAGGAUCUGAUGCGCCUGAAUGGAGAAUACGCUGCCAUGUUCAAUAAUCUGCAGCUAGGAGAGACGCCCUUCAUAGAGGUGCCCAACAAGAAGUCUGGAAACUCUUUAAAGAAACCCCCAGAGAGCACCAAGUCUGGAUCCAUCAAGAAGGACAAACCUGUUAGCAAAGAUGGUCAGCUGAUGCAGCUGGAGGAGUGUGGGCGGGGCUCUGUCCCCUGGUCGGUGUACGGCGUCUACAUCAAAGCCUCCGGUGGGGCCCUGGCCUUCCUGCUCAUCCUGGCGCUCUUUGUGCUCAACGUGGGCAGCAUGGCCUUCAGCAACUGGUGGCUGAGCUACUGGAUCAAGCAGGGCAGCGGGAACACUACUGUGAUGGUGGGGAACAGCUCCGUUUUGAGUGUCAGCAUGAGGGACAACCCCCUGAUGCAGCACUAUGCCGGCGUCUACGCCAUGUCUAUGGGGGUCAUGCUCCUGCUUAAAUUUCUAAGAGGCAUCAUCUUUGUCAAGGGCACUUUGCGGGCAUCUUCCAAACUACACGAGGAGCUUUUCCGCAAGAUCCUCCGCAGCCCUAUGAAAUUCUUUGACACCACGCCUACCGGUCGCAUUCUCAACCGCUUCUCCAAAGACAUGGAUGAAGUGGACACGCGUCUGCCCUUCCAGGCGGAGAUGUUAAUCCAGAAUGUGAUCCUGGUGUUCUUCUGCAUGGGCGUGAUAGGCAGCGUGUUCCCCUGGUUCCUGGUGGCUGUGGGCCCGUUAGUGUUACUCUUCACCGUGCUCCACAUGGUGUCCAGGGUCUUCAUCCGGGAGCUCAAGCGCCUGGACAAUGUCACCCUGUCCCCCUUCGUCUCCCACAUCACUUCCAGCAUCCAGGGCCUCACCACCAUCCACGCCUACAACAAGGGUCAUGAGUUCCUGGACAGGUACCAGGAGUUGCUGGACCAGAACCAAGCUCCAUUCUACCUGUUCAGCUGUGCCAUGCGCUGGCUGGCGGUGCGUUUGGACGUCAUCAGCGUGGCUCUGAUCAGCAUCACGGCACUCAUGAUUGUCCUCAUGCACGGGCAGAUCCCCCCUGCCUAUUCUGGCCUGGCCAUCUCCUAUGCUGUUCAGCUCACAGGACUGUUCCAGUUCACAGUAAGACUGGCCUCUGAGACUGAGGCUCGAUUUACUUCUGUGGAGAGAAUUCACCACUAUAUUGAGUCCCUCGCUCUGGAAGCCCCGGCCCGCAUCAAGAACAAGGCCCCCCCUCCAGACUGGCCCCAGGAAGGAGAAGUGGUGUUCGACAGGACAGACUUGAGGUAUAGAGACAACCUGCCGCUUGUUUUGAAGAAAAUCUCCUGUACCAUUCGGCCCAAGGAAAAGGUUGGGAUCGUGGGUCGAACCGGUUCAGGGAAGUCUUCUCUGGGCGUAGCACUCUUCCGCCUGGUGGAGCCUUGCGGCGGCACCAUUAAAAUAGACGGCAUCAACAUCUGUGACAUUGGUUUGGCUGACCUUCGCAGCAAGCUGUCAAUCAUUCCACAGGAGCCAGUGUUGUUCAGUGGUACAGUCAGGUCCAACCUGGAUCCCUUUACUCAGUACUGUGAGGAGUCCGUCUGGGACGCUCUGGAGAGAACUCACAUGAAAGAGUGUGUAUCUCAAUUGCCCCUGAAGUUAGAGUCCGAGGUGGUAGAGAACGGAGAGAACUUCUCAGUUGGAGAGAGGCAGCUACUGUGUGUGGCCAGAGCUCUACUGAGGCAAUGCAAGGUCCUGAUACUGGAUGAAGCAACGGCCGCCAUGGACAGUGAGACAGAUUCGCUGAUCCAGGAGACAAUCCGCAAUGCCUUUCAGGACUGCACCACCCUGACCAUUGCCCACCGGCUGCACACUGUACUUAACUGUGACCGCAUCAUGGUGCUUAACCAGGGACAGUUGGUAGAGUUUGAUGAGCCGUCCAACCUGCUGGCCAACGAAAACUCAAGAUUCUGUGCCAUGCUGGCUGCUGUGGAAAACAAGAUUUCUGUAAGAGGAUGAACAGCACUGGAAGUAUGUUCAACGGGGGAAGGACCCCCCAGCAGGAUCCCAGUCAUCCUCUGAGAUCUUGCACUCUUCUUCUGCAUACCCACAGCUUACUGCUCAGCCUGUUCAUGGUUUUUUUUACAUCAAGCUACAAUGUGGGUGGGCACUUUGCACCAGGCAAACGCAGCCCUGAGGAUAUGCCUGCUCAGAAAUGAAGGUCAGCCGGAAUGGUCAAGGAACCACUCACACUGUACUGUAAUGUCUUGAGUAAUAUAUAAGAAAAAAAGCUUUACAUGUAGCUAUAUUCAUAGCAUAACUGGUCUGUUUUAUAGGAUAUAUCUAUAUACAUAUAUAUUUACAGUGGUAAAAUAUGCAGAGUUUAUUUUUUACCGACUCUGUAUGUACAACGUAGUUGUAUGAAACGUAUUAUGUAUAAUUAAUCAUUGAUGUGCGUUACCAUCAUUGCAGUCUAACUUACUGUUGCUUUUUUGCGACAUAAAACAUCUGUAAUCCUUUUGUCUUGUUGUGACUUGAACCCAUGAGCCCUUAAAAACCCUGGACUCUGGCACCGACAGUGACACUGCAAGCUACAGAGGGCCAGAACGGACUCUAUAGGAGGAAAACGUUGCUGCUUGUUCUCAGUGUUUCCACUGGGCAUUCAAAGGGCACAGUUUCAUCUCUGAUUUAAAGGCCUUGUUUGUUUUUUUCCCCUUUGACUCUGUUACUUACUGUUGUCAUUUUCAGAUGUUAUUUUUUUUAUAUCUAUAUAUAAUGUUGUUUGCUGUUCAAAAGUUUGUUGUUGAUGUGUCACAGCCCCUUUGCACUGAUGGUGGAGCUGCAGGGCUCACUGGCACUCUCUGCUGGUGGAGAGGGGUCCUGAGACUGUUCUGAGCUGUGUUUUCACAUUGCAGAAAAGAUGCCUAGUUAGCACACGGUCUCUAUGGUUUAAAAAAAGCUUGCAUUCUCUUUAACCUGACUCAGUCAACAUGUUUUUGGUGUGCAUAUAGGUGUUUGUUGGUCCACUCGAUAAAGAUGGACCAGAGCAACACUGAUUUACUCCUGCACUGCGUGCAGGUAAACUGCCUGUUGUGCAGUAUUGAGUUGAUGUUCAAAUUGGUACUGUAAUUCCAAUUAACCUCUAAACAAGCCUUGCAGAAUGUGAGUCUGUCUUUCUCUGUCAUUUUUAUUACUUUUUAUAGCCUUAGCAUGACUUCAUAAUUGCCUUGUUAGCAGGGUAGAGUGUGAGGGUAAAGGAGGGAGAUUGCUUUGAAAUGUCAAUAAAACUAU